AUGAUAUUAACUGCAGCUGCCACGCUGAUGGAAAGCGACCAGGAUGUGAUUGUUACACUCGUUGAUGUAAUUCAAAACUUCAGAGACUCCGACACUAUCACAUCUCAGGCUUCACAGGUGCUGCUGAGCCUAGCCAGCGCGGAUGCCGUAUACUUAGAAAG
Sphaeroforma arctica JP610 is the source of this 161-nucleotide messenger RNA. RefSeq lists its product as hypothetical. The annotation marks the transcript as partial. The record is from RefSeq and is a predicted model, not a curated record. Lineage: Eukaryota; Ichthyosporea; Ichthyophonida. The transcript has a single exon.